Aureococcus anophagefferens is the source of this 909-nucleotide messenger RNA. RefSeq lists its product as hypothetical. The transcript has a single exon. Gene Ontology annotation, cellular component: Golgi apparatus. The record is from RefSeq and is a predicted model, not a curated record. Bases 1 to 909 code for a protein of 302 amino acids. Gene Ontology annotation, molecular function: GDP-fucose transmembrane transporter activity; antiporter activity. NCBI's taxonomy places the organism in Eukaryota, Pelagophyceae, Pelagomonadales, Pelagomonadaceae.
AUGAGCAGCCAGGGCAAGGUCUUCUGGGCCGUCGCGGGCUACAUGGCCUGCAGCGCGACGCUGCUCAUCGGCAACAAGCUCGCCGUCCACAUGCUGCCGGCGCCGUCGUUCAUCCUCUGGGCCCAGCUCGCGGGCACGGUCGUCGCCGUGAAGCUCGCCCACUUCGGGGGCGCCAUCUCCCACAUGGACGCCCUGGAGUGGCCCAAGGCCAAGGCCUUCUUCCCCGUGGCGCUCAUCUUCGUCGCGACGAUCUUCAGCAACAUGAAGAGCCUCGAGUACGCGAACGUCGAGACGUUCAUGAUCUUCCGCUUCUCGACGCCGCUCUGCGUGAGCGUCUGCGACUACCUCUUCCUCGGGCGCCACCUGCCGACGACGCGGUCCUGGCUGAGCCUCUUCGGGCUCCUCGUCGGCGCCGCGGGCUACGCGCUCACGGACGCGUCGUUCGUCGUCAAGGGCUACGCGUUCUGCGGCUUGUGGUACUUCAUCUUCUGCCUGGACCAGGUCUACCUGAAGCACGUCACGUCGACGGUGAAGAUGGAGAGCAACUGGGGCCGCGUCUUCUACUCGAACCUCCUCGCGUCGCUGCCGCUCAUGUUCAUGUGCCUGGCGGAGAAGGACGUGAUCCUGAGCGCGUCGUCCGACGCGCUCCUGGUCGUGGGCGGCACGGUGCUCCUGGGCGCGGCCAUGUCCUACUACGCCUGGAUGGCCCGGUCCCUCGUGUCGGCGACGUUCUUCACGAUCCUCGGCAACAUCUGCAAGGUCGUGAGCAUCGGCAUCAACGUGACCAUCUGGGACAAGCACGCGACGCCCUUCGGCAUCGCCUGCCUCCUCUUCUGCCUCGGCGCGGCCUACUUCUACAAGCAGGCGCCCCUCCGCAACCAGCCGCCGGAGCUCCCCCUGUCGAAGUGA